AUGCCGAAAGUCCGCAAGGAGAGAACGAAGUUCCACGACCUCGCCCCUCAUUCGCGGCACCUCCAAGCCGCAGAGGAGACAGAGGACUUCCCCGUGUCUCUCACGCCGGAGGCCGAGGCGCGCCUGGAGCAGCUGCGGCGAGCGGUCGCGGCUGCGCAGCACGAUGGCGAGAACGACGCUUCAGCGUCCCCUGCGCCCCCUCCAAGCGAGCCGCAGGAGGCGGAGAAGAAGAAGGCGCUGAACAAGGUUGAGGCGACCCUCGAGAAGUCCUUCGUGGGGCUGUCCAGAGGGCAGCGCCGGCGGCUGGCGAAGCGCGAGGCCUGGCUGCGCAAGUUCGACUUUGUCGGCUACGCGCGAGAGGUCAAGGAGCAGCGGCAGAAGGAGGAGAGCGCGAAGCGCGGGAGGGAGUUCAUUGACUUCGGCAGCUUCCGCGACCAGAUCGAGAGCAUCGCCGCCGACCGCAGGCGCGGCGCGGCGGGCGGCGCGGCGGGCGGCGCGACUGGCGACGCGUGCGGUAGCGAGAGGAAGGGGUCGGCGAAGAUAUCGAGAAAGAUGUUUCAGCGUGUCGCCGCGCAGGAGAUCAAGCAGUAUGACGCCAUUCUGAACUUCCCGGCCUUCCAGGAGAGCCCGCUGGGCGCGCUCAAGCUGCACCUCCAGAACACACUGAAUCUGCAGCGACAGCAGCAAGAGGCAGAAGAGAAAAGACUUGCAAAGGAAGCGAACCCCCAGGCCAAAGCCGCGCAACGCGAGAAGAAGCCGACCCGACAGCCAGCUGCCCGGUAG
Molecule: messenger RNA, 783 nt
Organism: Besnoitia besnoiti
Lineage: Eukaryota; Apicomplexa; Conoidasida; Eucoccidiorida; Sarcocystidae
Exons: 1
Coding region: 1-783 (260 amino acids)
Biological process (GO): maturation of SSU-rRNA from tricistronic rRNA transcript (SSU-rRNA, 5.8S rRNA, LSU-rRNA)
Cellular component (GO): preribosome, small subunit precursor; nucleolus; 90S preribosome
Source: RefSeq, a predicted model, not a curated record